Molecule: messenger RNA, 879 nt
Organism: Bursaphelenchus okinawaensis
Lineage: Eukaryota; Metazoa; Nematoda; Chromadorea; Rhabditida; Aphelenchoididae
Source: the annotation of a GenBank genome assembly
AUGUCGUCGAUCGCAGUUGAAGCUUUCCCUGAACGCCCACCUUUAAAACAGACGACACCACGUAGAUGGUUCAACAAGAUUGAUGUUCGAAUUGAAGUUUUGAAAAGAAACUUGUUGAAAGUUUCGAAUUAUAUUCCAGUAAGUUUAGUUAUUUAAACUAUAAUAAGUAGCCACAGUAAAAUUCAGCUAAGUAGGCUCUGUUUACAACAAAAUUUCCGUUAUAACAAAUUUUUAUGAAUCUCCUAAAAAAACUUGCCCCGCUCAGAACAAGCUCAAAAUUUUUAAAUGGAUUUCUUGUCGUACCAAUAGGACAUACAUGUAUAAAAAAUUUUAACUUGCGCUUUUGAGUUUUAAAUUUCAAUUAUUUUGGUUUACCGCCAAUUUGGAAAAUUUGACAUUGUGUUUCAAGCACUUUUUUUAAACUUUUCAGACAAGCUACGCUUAAAAAUUAAAAAAUUUAAGUUCAUUUAAAGGUAUUCUAUUAGUAAAUCAAAGAAAAAUAGUUAAAAGUCAAAAAAUGACAAAGGUAUAAGCUUGAAACAUAAUGCCAAUUUAGCUGGAAUUUCAAAACGUAAUUUUUUGAUUUCGAUUUUCUCGAGAUUGGCUGGAAAACGCAAUUCACUACUUUGCUGAAGAUGUUAUAUCUACAUGAUCUUUCUAUAUAAAUAAAAAGUUAUCUAUCAGAGCGGGGCAAGUUGGGUACUUUCUUUGUAAGUAUUAAAAAUCGAUAUGAUUUUUUAGGGCUUAUUUAACAAAAAAGACCCCAAAGCCCAAAAACGGGCGGCUGCAUACAGCUGUAAAGAAGAACCAGCCAAAAAGAUUCGGUGCCUAGAGCCUGAUAACGACGAUACUUUUAUGGACUACGAGGAUUCGUUCUAA